AUGCCCUCCAACGGAGUCUCGCGUGCUCCGGCACUCAGCAUGCCAACAUACCCCAGUAACUGCCUGGAGUUUGCUAGGCCGUUUUUGACCCCGGAAACCAGUGAGUCUGACUGCGGCGUGGACAAGGCCAAAGUGUCUUUAAAUGUCCUCCUUGUCGGUGCUGGUCUGGGAGGCCUUGCCACAGCCAUCGCGCUCACACAAAGUGGCCACAAAGUAACGAUCUACGAGCAGACUCCCGUGCUUGGAGAGGUGGGAGCUGGUAUUCAAGUUCCAUCUAAUUCUACCAGAGCCCUUUUUAAGCUAAAGCUAAAACCAUACCUGAAGCCCUAUGUGACUGAACCUGAAUCCAUUUCUUUUAGAAGAUGGCAGAGCGGCAAGGUCAUUGGUAGCACAAAAUUAGUCCCUGAUUUCACAGAGAACUUCGGUACCCCCUACUAUGUGAUCCACAGAGCCGACUUCCAUUCUGCUAUGUGCCAAAAGGUGCAGGAUAUGGGAAUUGAAAUCAAGUUGGGGGCGAGAGUUGAAAACUACAAUCCGGUUGCGGGAAGCAUCACGCUUGCUGAUGGCACAACUUACUAUGGAGAUCUGGUGGUUGCUGUUGAUGGUUGGUCGCAUGCUCAGAGCUAUUUGAGAAUUACCCUGACCUUCAUCGCUACAGGAAUCAAGUCUGUUGCUCGCAAAAUGGUGCUCGGCGGAAAGGAUAUGGCCUUUCGCCGGCCUGGUUUUGCUGCUUACCGCGCCACAGUAGACGUGGAGCGGAUGCGAAAUGAUCCCGAGGUCUCGUGGAUUCUCGAGAGACCGGCUCUGAAUAUCUGGAUUGGUAAUUUGAGACACGUCAUGACCUAUACCAUUGGGGCGGGCAAGGCCUUCAACAUGGUGCUAUCUCAUCCAGACACCACUGACCCAUCUACGUGGGACCCGGUCAAGGCUGUUGACGAUAUGAAGGCUGAGUUCGAAGGCUGGGAUCCAGUACUUACCAGGAUUAUUGGCAUGGUAGAAAAGACACUCAAGUGGCCUCUCAUCAGCGGUUCUGUUCUCGACAGAUGGGUGUCGGAUAGACUUGUUAUCCUGGGAGACGCUGCACACGCCAUGUUGCCAUACAUGUCGCAAGGCGCUGCAAUGGCUGUCGAAGACGGAUUGGCCCUCUGCCGGUCUUUGUCUAAGAUCACCAGCAACGAACAGCUAGCAAAGAGUCUUUCCAUUUUCGAGAAGGUCCGGAUGCAGCGUGCCGGUCAGAUGCAGGAGGCUAGUAUGCUCAACAGCCACCUGUGGCAUUUCCCGGAUGGCCCGUUGCAGGAGGCGAGAGAUGCGGCAAUGGUUCCUGAAGUGGAGGGCCGCCCAUUCAGCCACAGCCCUAAUCAGUGGAGCGACCCUGCGACUCAGAUGUGGUGUUAUGGAUAUGAUACUGAGAAAGCCAUUGAUGAGGCAUGGGAAGCAGAGUUGACUAAUGAUGCUUAA
This is a messenger RNA of Talaromyces rugulosus, 1458 nucleotides long. RefSeq lists its product as uncharacterized. The transcript has 5 exons. Gene Ontology annotation, molecular function: monooxygenase activity; FAD binding. The record is from RefSeq and is a predicted model, not a curated record. Bases 1 to 1458 code for a protein of 485 amino acids. Lineage: Eukaryota; Fungi; Ascomycota; Eurotiomycetes; Eurotiales; Trichocomaceae. Gene Ontology annotation, biological process: secondary metabolite biosynthetic process.